UAAGACAUACAAACAAAUAAACGAAAAAUGUCUUUUGUUACGCCACAAACCCCAACUAAGAAUAAGCCAAGUUCGUCUCAAGCACAGAGCACCGUUUCAUCAGCCCCACAACACAACCUUGAUGAUAUUAACAUGCUUUUGUACCUGGAUGCCUUGAAGCGAAAAGUGGACAAUGAGAACGCCAUUACUCAAAAAAUUGAAGAAGCCUACAAGACAUAUCAAAAGCGGCGAUUGGAAUACAUUCAUCUAUAUUCAAAAUAUACAGAUUUAGUUAAAAAAGCCCUUACACGAAGAGCUUUGAAUGGGCGGCUAACUCCAAUUGAUCUAUCAACAGCCUCGGCAGACAUGCGAAGUAUUAAGGAAAAACUGAGCAGUGGUAUUGCCACCGAUUACAUCGAAAAACAGGAAUUGGAAAAGUUUAAAUUAUUCCUAGGCUCAGAUGGCAAUCACGAUAAUUUGGAAAAACUUCGUCUUGAAAUGAUGGAACUAAAAAUAGCCACAAAAUCCAUACAAGCCACGAUUGAGGCAACAGAGGCAGCUUUAGACAAUGGAACAAAUCAAGGGCUGGAUCUCUUUGCCAAUGAGUUGGAUAUGGAAAAUUUCCCAAACUUAGCGGAAUUGUAUGAUACGGAAAGUUAAACAAGCUUUCACAUGGGUUUCUUCUAUAGUUUUUAUUUUUAUUCACGAACAAAGGGAUCUGGUGAAUGGAGGACAUGUCGCCGUUCUAGCAUAUGUGCACUAGUUCUUUUGUGUGUGAUGAAAGGGGAAUGUCGAUUUGUUUUCUAUACAAUAAGAAAUAAAAAAAUUAUGAGUUAUUCUAA
This is a messenger RNA of Stomoxys calcitrans (stable fly), 821 nucleotides long. RefSeq lists its product as uncharacterized. The transcript has a single exon. The record is from RefSeq and is a predicted model, not a curated record. The coding region runs from base 28 to 639 and encodes 203 amino acids. Lineage: Eukaryota; Metazoa; Arthropoda; Insecta; Diptera; Muscidae.